UUAUUGAUAUUGUGGAGAUAGCAUAAAGAAAAGUUGAAAUUAUCAAGAGAGUCAAGACAAAGAGAGUCCAAGGCAGAUUCACUAAGAGAGAGUAGGACAAUGAUGAUGUCUUGCAAAGGAGAACGAGAAAGGGUGUGACCUUCACCAACAGAAUGAAUCAGACAACCAAGUAAUCUGCUAACUCUUCCUAACUCCUUGUCAAGCAAAGCAGGAGAUAUAUCUCCAAUCCAUAGCUCCCAACACAGUGCUCCUGUGGCUUUUGAAGGAAGCAAGACUGAAGCGUGACACUUUUUUUUUUGAGACUUCUGUCUGAAACUGACCUGAAAAAGUUCCAGAGGUUUUCUUUGUGCAAAUCCAGUCUAUUCAGGAAAUGAAGUUGGUGUAAUUUUAGCAGAAGUCAUCACACAAAUAUAACUGGUAUCUCCAAGUACCAGUGGACGCAGUGUGGAGUCUGCAUUUAAACUAUACACUUAUAAUGGAUGAUGGUUAUAGAAAUAGUGCAAAUCUCUAUCAUGGAGCAAGGGAUAUAGCUAGAGAGGCAAAUUGGCAGGCUAGGAACCAAGGAAUGGAUGACUAUAGAUAUCAGGAUGGCAAUUAUGAACGGUAUAUGCCCAAUGACAGCUAUUACCGGGGAGGAAAUGAGUCCAACCAAGAUGAAGAUGCCCAGAGUGAUGCCACUGAAGGCCAUGAUGAAGAUGAUGAAAUCUAUGAAGGGGAGUACCAGGGCAUUCCCCACCCAGAUGACAUUAAGGCAAAGCAGAAGAAGAAAUCUCCGUCCAGGUCUGAUGACUACAGAGACCAGAAAGAUCUCAUGGCAGAACGUUUGGAAGACGAGGAGCAGCUGGCUCACCAAUAUGAGAAUAUCAUUGAGGAAUGUGGUCAUGGGCGUUUCCAAUGGACGCUCUUUUUUGUUUUAGGUUUGGCCCUGAUGGCUGAUGGGGUGGAAGUUUUUGUGGUGGGUUUUGUCCUUCCCAGUGCAGAGAAGGACAUGUGUCUAUCCAGUUCCAACAAAGGAAUGCUAGGGCUGAUAGUCUACCUGGGAAUGAUGGCCGGGGCCUUCAUCUGGGGUGGCCUGGCAGAUAAGCUUGGGAGGAAGAAAGUCCUUGGCAUGUCUCUAGCAAUCAAUGCCUCCUUUGCCUCCCUCUCCUCUUUCGUGCAGGGCUAUGGCUUCUUCCUCUUCUGCCGCCUUAUCUCUGGUAUAGGGAUUGGGGGGUCUCUCCCCAUCGUAUUUGCCUAUUUUUCUGAAUUCUUAUCUCGUGAGAAGAGGGGAGAACACCUAAGUUGGCUCUGCAUGUUCUGGAUGAUUGGAGGAAUUUAUGCUUCAGCAAUGGCCUGGACUAUUAUUCCACACUACGGUUGGGGCUUUAGCAUGGGAACCAAUUAUCAUUUCCACAGCUGGAGGGUGUUUGUGAUUGUCUGUGCUCUCCCAUGCAUGGCCUCCAUGGUUGCCUUGAAGUUCAUGCCAGAGAGUCCACGUUUUCUAUUGGAGAUGGGUAAACAUGAUGAAGCCUGGAUGAUUCUCAAGCAUGUGCAUGACACCAAUAUGCGAGCCAAGGGGGCACCUGAGAAAGUAUUCACAGUUUCCCACAUCAAAACCCCCAAGCAAAUGGAUGAGUUCAUUGAAAUACAAAGCUCAACGGGGACCUGGUACCAACGCUGGCUGGUCAGAUUCACUACUACUUUUAAACAGGUCUGGGACAAUGCCUUAUAUUGUGUGAUGGGUCCCUACAGAAUGAAUACACUGAUUCUGGCUGUGGUUUGGUUUACAAUAGCUCUGAGUUACUAUGGCCUAAUAGUUUGGUUCCCAGACAUGAUUCGCCAUAUUCAAGAUGAAGCUUACAGGGCUAAGGAGAAGAUCUUUACACAUGAGCAUCUGGAACAUGUCACAUUCAAUUUUACGUUGGAGAACCAGGUGCAUGAACAUGGGAAGUUCUUCAAUGAUAAGUUCUACAAGAUGAAAUUCAAGAAUGUAAUCUUUGAGUCUUCCUUCUUUGAUGAAUGCUAUUUUGAAGAUGUGGUGUCUCCUGGGACUUUCUUCAAAAACUGCACUAUUGAAUCCACUGUCUUCUAUAACACAGAUCUCUAUCACCAUAAAUUCAUUGGUUGCCAGUUCAUCAACACCACCUUUAUGGAGCAGAAAGAGGGGUGCCACUUGGACUUUGAAGAAGACAAUGACUUCCUAAUUUACCUUGUUAGCUUCCUUGGCAGUCUGUCUGUAUUACCUGGCAACAUUGUAUCAGCUCUGCUCAUGGACAAAAUUGGGAGAAUCAAGAUGAUUGGUGGCUCCAUGCUGAUAUCGGCGGUCUGCUGCUUCUUCCUGUUUUUUGGCAACAGUGAGUCUGCCAUGAUUGGCUGGCAGUGCCUGUUCUGCGGGGCCAGCAUUGCUGCGUGGAAUGCUCUGGAUGUGAUUACGGUGGAGCUGUAUCCCACCAACAAAAGAGCGACAGCCUUUGGUAUCCUCAACGGCAUCUGCAAAUUUGGGGCCAUCUUGGGAAAUUCCAUCUUUGCUUCCUUUGUAGGGAUAACCAAAGUGGUUCCCAUCCUUCUGGCUUCCUCCUCUCUGGUUGGGGGAGGCCUGAUUGCCCUUCGAUUGCCAGAGACUCGAGAACAGGUCCUGAUGUGAACAGCUUGAGGGAGAAGCAAAGACCUGAAGAGCCAUAUCAAGGAAAAUUGAUGUGCCCCUCUUGCUGUUUAUCACUUUCUGAUGGAUCCCUCAGAUAACAGGGGAAGAAAAGCUAAUUUUGAGACCCAUAGUUUAGGACCAGUUUCAACUGUGAGAAUGCUGUGACCUCAGUGGAUUGAUUUGGUGGUCCCAACAACCACCCAUAGGAACACAGAGCUUUGUGCGUCGCCUUUGGUUUCCCUAACCCAAGGCUUGGGGAGUGAGGGUACAGCAUCUUCUCUUCCAGUGAGCGCACAUACUGUGCAGGAGUGAGGGGGACCAUCUCUACUUCUUUCCCUUAAGUAAGGUAUAGGUCAUAGUUUGCAUUUCAAUACUACUUUUCAGCCAGGCUUCUUCACAGAAUAUGUCAGGGUCAGAAAAGUUCACAAAUUGUUUUAGUUAAAGAUUCGAUCUUUUUGACUUUUGGUAUGAGGAAGAAGUAUGUGUGUGUGUGCGUGUAUGUAUGUAUGUAUGUGUUUUUAAAGAUUUUAAAAUGCCACCUUUUUCAAUUUCCAUUUAAAAAUUAAGCAGAAGCAUCCCAAAUGCCCCCAAACAGAACCAAAUAUAUGACUGUUUGGAGCAAUAGUUGUUGAAAUUGACCAUUGUUCUCCAGCUACAUCCUAUCCAUUAGAUCAAAAUUAGGAAAUCCAAUGAAAUGAUGGGAAGUUUAUUUUUUAUCUAGUUUUAUUAGAAGGCAAUUAUGUGAUGAACAUUUGGCAAACCAAAUAUAUACAUAUGAUGACAUGACAGAAGAGGGUAUUUGGACAUUAACAUUUAGAAUAUGGGAUCUAGAGAUGUUAGUAGCAUUUUGUUCAUAUUCGGGAAGGCAUUGUUGUUUGGAUUCCCAGUAGAGAUAGGUCAGAUCUCCGUGUUUGCACGGUUUCUUAAAGCCAUUUAACCUGUUAUCUAGAGGAUGCACUAGUAAGCUCACAUUGUACAGUUCAUUAACCCAGGCGCUUUUCUCUGCAUUAAGUGGAUCAGUUAAGUUUACAUGCUAUAGAGAUCAUCCAUGAAAUACAAAUAUAUGGUCCUCAUGACCUGAAUUUGACUUCUAUCACUUAUCAGGACUCAGAGUAAGAUGAGUUCAACGGCCUUUGGCUAUCAUCUUGUGGGCAAGAACAAAAUACCAUUCACUGGGGUGAAAAAAGGGUCAACGUUUUACAAAAUGUAGAUUCCUUUCAUUUGUUCUAGCAGUUAGCCAAUUUAGUGUCUGUCAAAAGAGGACAUGUCCCAUGGGCAGGUAAUCCCUCUGUGCAAAUACUGCAUGCCUGCCUUUCUUUCAUUCAAGACCUUCCCAAUGUUGGAGAAGAAGAGAGUGGAAUAUUUACUCAGUCAGCUUUCCAUUGUUCAGUAUUUUAAGAAAGUUGUUCUGGGAUGAUUGGAUCGAGAACUUAGAUGUGGCUAAGCAUAUUGGAUAUCUUGUAUGGAAAGAGGGAGCAGUAGAUGGAAUGAUGGCCUCUUUAUUAUACAUAGCAUUCAUUUUGCACAUUGGUUUGCAGUGUAUUCUUUGACUGUUAAAUAAAUGUGAUCUAUCCACUG
Vombatus ursinus (common wombat) is the source of this 4201-nucleotide messenger RNA. It is a transcript of the gene SV2B, whose product is annotated as synaptic vesicle glycoprotein 2B. Gene Ontology annotation, cellular component: membrane. Gene Ontology annotation, molecular function: transmembrane transporter activity. Bases 476 to 2623 code for a protein of 715 amino acids. NCBI's taxonomy places the organism in Eukaryota, Metazoa, Chordata, Mammalia, Diprotodontia, Vombatidae. Gene Ontology annotation, biological process: chemical synaptic transmission; transmembrane transport. The record is from RefSeq and is a predicted model, not a curated record. The transcript is spliced from 13 exons.